Morone saxatilis (striped sea-bass) is the source of this 2487-nucleotide messenger RNA. It is a transcript of the gene cltb, whose product is annotated as clathrin, light chain B. Gene Ontology annotation, molecular function: structural molecule activity; clathrin heavy chain binding. NCBI's taxonomy places the organism in Eukaryota, Metazoa, Chordata, Actinopteri, Moronidae. Bases 296 to 988 code for a protein of 230 amino acids. Gene Ontology annotation, biological process: clathrin-dependent endocytosis; clathrin coat assembly; intracellular protein transport. The record is from RefSeq and is a predicted model, not a curated record. Gene Ontology annotation, cellular component: postsynaptic endocytic zone cytoplasmic component; clathrin coat of trans-Golgi network vesicle; clathrin coat of coated pit. The transcript is spliced from 7 exons.
AAAGGGGAAUGGUACCCUCAGGGUGCUGCCCUGCUCCAUCAUCACAGGAGCAGAACAAGUGGAGAAAUCAUGAAUCAUCACUGAGGGCCUGAAGUCGAAGCUUAGAUUUGUUACAGACUAUUUAAUUGCUCAGCCCUGUUGCUUUACAUACAGUCUGCCCGUAACAGCUGACAUUCGUGUAAAACACUGAAGUUGUUUGUGUCAACGUCGCAGAACCGGUGGCCUAAUUUCUGUGGCUGUGGCGUUAGCUGUAGCUACCAAGCUCAGUUAAACUUGCAAACACUUUUUGUGAAAGAUGGCUGACAACGGAGCACACCCAGCGGAAGAGGACCCAGCUGCAGCUUUCCUGGCCCAACAGGAGAGCGAGAUAGCGGGGAUAGAGAAUGACGGCGAGGGAUUUGGGUCGCUGGAAGAGGCAGACGACCAACAACAGCCGCCGCCGCAGCAGCCGUCCGCCAACUAUGACGCUUUCGGAGACGAGCCGGCCACACUGAACGGGGAUAUGUUUCAGGAGUCCAAUGGUCCAACAGACAACUACGCAGCCAUCGCCCAGGUGGAUAUUCAGAGGCAAGAGCCGGAGAGUUUACGCAAGUGGAGGGAGGAGCAGAAGACACGCCUUGAGGCAUUAGACUCGGCAUCCAAGGCGGCGGAGGCAGAGUGGAGAGAGAAAGCCAAAAAGGAGCUGGAGGACUGGCAUGUACACCAGAGUGAGCAGAUGGAGAAGAACAAGGCCAACAACAGACUCUGUCCAAGUCUGGCACGGAUCGCUGACAAGGCUUUCUACAAACAGCCCAACUCUGAUGUUAUAGGCUUUGUAGCAUCGGAGGAGGCUUUCCUGGCAGAAAGCGACGGCGACAGCCCAGGAUCCGAAUGGGAGAGAGUAGCCCGUCUCUGUGACUUCAAUCCGAAAACCAACAAACAGGCAAAGGAUGUUUCUCGAAUGCGUUCUGUCCUCAUCUCUCUCAAACAGACACCUCUCGUUCGCUAGAGGAGGUCGCAGGGAGGAUUUUGUUCUAGAAACAUACUUUUAACCUCACAUAGCAUCAGAAGAGUUUGUAUGCCCUUUUCCAUAAAAUUCCUGGUAUGUUUAUAACCUUUGAAAACUUUCCGCCUUUCUUGAUGCCUAUUAUAUUGAAAUAAUAUACUUAAUCCCACUCUCUUGUGAGAAGAUGAAGGACUGCUCUAUUGUUGCGACAUCCUUUAGCUGGUUACCACUGCUAUACUUAAGAAAAUAUUGUUACUGUAAGUUAAACAUUUUCUUUCCCCUUUAACUUAUAAAAUGUUAUUAGGUCAGCUUUUUUUUCUUUUUGCAUGCCUCUGCCAAUAUUUUGGAUGCACAAUUUUUAGUUGUUUUAUAAAUUUGCAUCUUGGUCGAUGUCAAAAAGUUACUUAUUAAGCACUAUUGCAUAUUAGAUUGUAACCACGUAUGCCUCUCAUCAAUGUAGAAUUAUAAACACACAGUCUUUGUUCACAUUUGUUGUAUUAUAUCCCUAAUUACCAUAUUUAACGUAGCUUAAUGUUUCUCUUUCAAAUGCAUAAGCUUGUGGCCUUUUUUUGAUGUAGCUCUUACUCCAGUUUCGAGUAUUUAGCCAGAUGAAUUUCCUCUUCAAUUAGGCAAAAAAAGAAUAAAUCACAACCAAAGAUUUCUGCUAUCAUCUAAAUUUGCAGAGUUCACGUGAUUGACAGCUUGUGCGAUUUCAUCAUUUCACAGAUUUCUUCUCAGCAGCUGUUUCCUGAACUAUUUCUGUUACACAAGUAUGUUUCAGACUCUUUUUUUAAAGCAGCAAUCAAUAAGGUGUCAAUUUCAACAGUAAUGUCUGCACAUUGUUUCACAUGUUGCCUAUUUGGACAUUAUGUAAUGUUAAAAGGGAACUGGAAAAUAAAAAACAGUCGAGUACGAUCACCUAAAGUAAUUUGUCCUUACGUAUUUUCCCCGGCUUCGAACUGCCAUCAAAACGCACCGGAGAUAAUCACUUGAAUCCCAGUUAGCCCAGUUGAUGUGUGAGGAGCUGGAAUUACUGGUGGCCCAGUGCCAACAUCCACCCGGUGCAUACGCUCAGACAUUGCUGAAGGCUGUGUUACUGUGAAAUAAGUGUACACGAGGGAUUCACCCAUAAUCGUCAAAUGUUAGUUUAAAGGAGCACAGCAGUAAAUUCGGUUUUGGUCCUUUAAUCUAUGAAGGCAUGAUUCUAAUUUGAUACCACAGUCGCACAUCACUGGCGGCUGAAAUGCCUCUGCAUAAGUAAAGUGAUUUCACAAAGUGCUGUUACUAUUUGGAGCCCUCGUACUCGAGCAUUUUCAAGUGAAAUUGAAAGUCUGAGUGUUUAAGGUGGACAUUGAGACUGGGCCUGUCUGAUGUCUGAACGCCUCCUCCCAUUAAUCUACUCACCCAGGCCGUUAAUAUAAGAAUAAAAACUGUGCUACAAUGAAUUUCCCCACUGAUUUUUUUUUUUUAAAUAAAGGUUGAAGGAGUAGACGUCCCCUGAA